This is a messenger RNA of Boeremia exigua, 3444 nucleotides long. Its product is annotated as protein kinase C. Gene Ontology annotation, biological process: peptidyl-serine phosphorylation; fungal-type cell wall biogenesis; intracellular signal transduction. The coding region runs from base 171 to 3179 and encodes 1002 amino acids. The transcript has 6 exons. Lineage: Eukaryota; Fungi; Ascomycota; Dothideomycetes; Pleosporales; Didymellaceae. The record is from RefSeq and is a predicted model, not a curated record. Gene Ontology annotation, molecular function: diacylglycerol-dependent serine/threonine kinase activity; ATP binding.
CCUCGCCCGCGCUCCUCGCCGCGGCUCUUUCCGCGCACAGCGUCCCGUGCUCCGCCGGCGCCUGUUUGGGCUCCGACCACUCGCCCCGCCGGCCACGCCAGGCCCCUCCCCUCGCCCACCGACGGCGCAGCGACAGCCACGCCCUCCGCCGCUGCUGAACCGCCGCCGCCAUGUCGAGCGUCGACGAGACCGUCGCCAAUGUGCAGCGCAAGAUUGACCGCGAGCGCGCCCUGAUCAACGCCGCCAAUGCCAUGCGCCAGUCGACCAACAACCCGGCCGUGCUGUCGCGUCUGGACGGCCAGAUCAAGGACGGCCGCCGCAACAUCGAGUACUUCGAGUCCAAGCUGCACGACCUGAGCGUGCAGCGCACCGCCGCCGGCGUCGAGAACAUGAGCCUGCAGCCUGAUGGCUGGAACGGCUAUAUGCCCAACGACCAGGGAGGCUACGGCGCGCAGCAGGGCCAGUAUGGCGACCCCGCCGGCGCCCAAGGGCUCCAGCCGCCCCGCGCCCCGUAUGCCGCACCAGCUUCUGGUGCGGCGAGCAAGCGCCCCAACUACAGCAAGCUCGAUCUGAUCCGCUAUGACACGCAGCAUCUGGGGCCCCGCAUCCAGCUCAUGCUGUCGCAGCUCGAGUUCAAGCUCAGUGUCGAGAAGCAGUACAAGGACGGCAUCGAGAAGAUGGUGCGUCUGUACCAGAUGGAGGGCGACCGCAAGAGCAAGCAGGACGCCGAGGCCAAGCGCAUCGAGAGCAACCAGAAGAUCCAGCUGCUGAAGCACUCGCUCAAGCGCUACGAGGACCUGCACGUCGACAUUGACGGUGCCGACGACGGCGAUGAUGAUAGCCUGAGCGUGCCCAGCCAGCGCAAGCCGCUGAGCGGCCAUCUGGCCCUGACCGUCCACGCAAUCGCCGAAGCUGACCACGCGGCCACCGGUCGCUUCAGCCGAGGACCCGAAACCUUCAUCAACAUCAAGGUCGAAGAUGCCGUCAAGGGCCGCACCAAGCCCUCCAGGAACGACCGCUGGAUUGAAGAGAGACACGAGUUCGACAUUGACAAGGCGAACGAGAUUGAAAUCACCGUGUACGAUAAGACCGGCGACCAUGCACUGCCCAUUGGUAUGCUUUGGGUCCGCAUAUCGGACAUCGCCGAGGAGAUGCGUCGAAAGAAGAUCGAAACGGAGCUGCAGACCUCUGGAUGGGUCGCCGCAGACAAGAUGGGAGGACACGCAGGCAUUCAGCCAGAUCUCCAGUUCCAGCCACCCCCAGGACAGAACCCUGCCGGUGGGGCAGGAGCCGGUCCAGGUGGUAUGCGGCCUGCCGGAGGUGCGCAGCCCCAGACGGGACCCAUCGUAAUUGACGAUUGGUUUUCGCUGGAGCCAGUCGGACGCAUCCACCUCUCCAUGGCCUUUGCCAGAAACACGCAGAACAAGACUCCGUUCGACGUUGGUCUCGGUCGAAAGGGCGCCGUUCGUCAGCGAAAGGAGGACGUGGUCGAGCAGUAUGGACACAAGUUCGUGCAGCAGCAGUUCUACAACAUCAUGCGUUGCGCUCUCUGCGGUGACUUCUUGAAGUACUCUGCUGGCAUGCAAUGUACCGACUGCAACUACACGUGUCACAAGAAGUGUUACCCUAAGGUGGUCACCAAGUGUAUCACACAGUCGAACGCCGAGACGGAUCCGGACGAAGCCAAACUCAACCACCGCAUUCCCCAUCGCUUUGAGACUUUCUCAAACAUGGGCGCUAACUGGUGCUGUCACUGCGGUUACGUACUGCCCCUCGGACGGAAGCAAACCAAGAAGUGUGCUGAAUGCGGUCUUACAUGUCACGCUCAUUGCGUACAUUUUGUUCCCGACUUUUGUGGCAUGUCAAUGGAGGUUGCUAAUCAAAUUCUCAUGGAGAUUAAGAGGACCAGAAGAGGACAAUCAACCUCGGGCUCGAACAUGACGAACCGAACAUUACGCCCACAGCCACCAAAGCCUCUACCGACACCCCAGUCUCCACAGUCUGGUGGGGAGUCGUCGUCGCCGACAGACCGAUACUCUUAUAACAACAAGAACGAGAGCAUUGCGCCACCAGCUGCCGGCCGGACGCAGUCGUAUGCGCCAUCGUCCCAGGCGUCAGGUGCCGCGCGCACUUCCUACUCUUCAGGCGGCUCCACUGCACCCACGUCCCCAACUACCUCACAGCGACCUUCCUCCGGGCGAACUCAGUCUUCGCAAUCCGCGAUCGCCGCCGCUGCCGCUGUCAUGGCGAAACCUCCGGCUGGACCCGCGGCACCUGAUUAUCGACGCUCCCAGACAGCAGACUACCAAGCGGCCCCCAAGCCUGCAGGAUACCCCCAGGAUCAGCGUACACCGCAGCCGCCACCUCAGCAAGCUACAUACAACCCACAGCACUACGCUGAUGUUGACAAGCGACAACAUCAAUCUCCUCCAGCAGGGCCGCAAUACGGUAACAGCCAGUCGUUCGCACAUCCCCAGCCCCCACAGGCUGCACCACAGCAACCUCCUGCGCCGCCUGCGAAGCAAGAUCCUCGACAGCCGCCACAGCAAGCAUCUGCCUUGACGAAAGCCCCCGAGAAUAAGGUAACGCCACCGGCCAACGCGGCAGGAACUGGAAGAAGGAUAGGUCUGGACCACUUCAACUUCCUUGCAGUCCUCGGAAAGGGUAACUUUGGUAAGGUCAUGUUGGCCGAGACCAAGAGUUCAAAGCAGUUGUAUGCUAUCAAGGUCUUGAAGAAAGAGUUCAUCAUCGAGAACGACGAAGUAGAGAGCACGCGAUCGGAGAAGAGGGUGUUCUUGAUUGCCAACAAGGAGCGUCAUCCCUUCUUACUCAGCCUGCACGCUUGUUUCCAGACAGAGACUCGUGUCUACUUCGUCAUGGAGUACAUCAGUGGUGGUGAUCUCAUGCUGCACAUCCAGAGGGGCCAAUUUGGUACUAAGCGAGCUCAAUUUUACGCAGCAGAGGUCUGUCUCGCGUUGAAGUACUUCCACGAGAACGGUGUCAUCUACCGUGACUUGAAGCUCGACAACAUCCUACUUACUCUGGAUGGGCACAUCAAGAUUGCUGAUUACGGUCUGUGCAAGGAGGAAAUGUGGUACGGUUCAACAACCAGCACAUUCUGUGGUACGCCUGAAUUCAUGGCGCCUGAAGUAAGUCUUCUGCAGAGUAUCUCGACUUGACACUGACAAGUGGUAGAUCUUGCUCGACAAGAAGUAUGGUCGCGCUGUCGACUGGUGGGCAUUUGGUGUCCUGAUCUACCAGAUGCUUCUCCAGCAGUCGCCCUUCCGUGGUGAAGAUGAGGAUGAGAUCUACGAUGCUAUCCUCGCUGAUGAACCCCUCUACCCUAUUCACAUGCCUCGCGACUCUGUCUCGAUCCUCCAGAAGCUGCUCACUCGCGAGCCUGAACUACGACUUGGAUCAGGCCCCACAGAUGCGCAAGAGAUU